UCACAAGGACACCAAAGAGGGGUCACGUCAGCGUUCCGACUUCCUCCCGACGCCGCCUCGGAUUGGCUCCUGGGCAUUUAAGAAACCAGGGAAUGAGUAGCUGGCCCUGCAGAAACUUGCUGGAGAUCUUCGGGUAGCAUCGCCGUUUCGUCCUCGUCAACCCGCAGACUAGCCGACCGUGGGGAGGAUGAGGUCGUCCUGUGUCGUGCUCACCGCCCUGGUGGCGCUGGCCGCCUAUUACAUCUACAUCCCCCUGCCCAGCUCCGUGUCCGAUCCCUGGAAGCUGAUGCUGCUGGACGCGACUUUCCGGAGUGCAGAACAUGUGUGUGAGCUGAUCCAGUACCUGGGCCUGAGCCAUCAACUGCUUGCAUUGAAUUUUAUCAUCACUUCUGUCGGCCAGAAAAACGCCUGGUCAUCUGCUCGGGUGAAGGUGACCGACACUGACUUUGACGGCGUGGAAGUCCGAGUGUUUGAAGGCUCUCCAAAGCCAGAAGAGCCACUGAAACGCAGUGUUCUUUAUAUCCACGGGGGAGGCUGGGCCUUGGCAAGCGCAAAAAUCAGGUAUUAUGAUGAUCUCUGCACAGCAAUGGCUGAGGAAUUGAAUGCUGUCAUUGUCUCCAUUGAAUACAGUCUGGUUCCAAAGGUUCAUUUUCCCGAGCAAAUUCAUGAAGUUGUGCGUGCCACCAAGUAUUUCCUGCAGCCGGAAGUCUUACAGAAGUAUUCGGUCGACCCAGGCAGAAUCGGCAUUUCUGGUGACAGUGCUGGUGGGAAUCUGGCCACUGUCCUGGCCCAACAGUUUAGCCAAGAUGCCAACCUGAAAAACAAGAUCAAAGUGCAAGCUUUAAUUUAUCCAGUCCUUCAGGCUUUAGAUUUUAACACACCCUCCUAUCAGCAGAAUGUGAACGCCCCAGUCCUGCCCCGUUCUGUCAUGGUGCAGUACUGGGUGCACUACUUCAAAGGCAACUCUGACUUUGUCCAGGCAAUGAUAGUUAACAAUCACACUUCACUCGUCGUGGUGGAGGCCACUGCCCUCAGGGCCCGCCUGAACUGGACUUCCCUCCUGCCCGCAUCCAUCACAAAGAACUACAAGCCUGUCGUGCAGACCACUGGCGACGCCAGGAUUAUCCGGGAGAUCCCUCAGCUGCUGGAUGCCCGUUCUGCCCCACUCAUCGCAGACCAGGACGUCCUGCAGCACCUCCCAAAGACCUAUAUUCUCACCUGUGAACACGAUGUCCUAAGAGAUGAUGGGAUCAUGUAUGCAAAGCGUUUGGAGAGUGCAGGUGUGGAGGUGACCCUGGAUCACUUUGCGGAUGGCUUCCAUGGGUGCAUGAUUUUCACCAGCUGGCCCACCAACUUCUCAGUAGGAAUCCGGACUAGGAAUAGUUACAUCAAGUGGCUGGAUCAAAACCUGUGAAGAAGUAAAAGAUCUAGAAUGCUUGUGCCCCUCUUAACCUCCUGCACCUGCUUUGGAAAGACAUGCACUUCUUAGUCAACUAAUUUCCCUCUUGUUAUUUGUGAGUUAUGGAAUCUCUGUUCCCUUCUCUGUGUUAAUUUAAUUUUUAAAAACGCAUUUGACUAAAAUAGGUACAAAAAACAUCUACAUUUGUUUCUCCAAAUGGACCAGUAUCUCUCUUCUUGUUUUAGCCGAACAACUACAAAUAACCAUCGCUGACUGUGAAGGGCAGGACCGGGAGCUAGAAAGAGCUGUGGGUCCUGCCUUCCCCAGGAAGUUCUCUUCAGAAGAAAUGCUUCUGGCUCUGGAUGACCCAGUGCCCUUAAAUAAGUUAAGAAAGUGUGGGCUCUUCUCCAGCUUGCUAGAGUUUGCUUUGAGUACAGAACACUGUUAGCUGUGUGCACUUUAAGUUCAGCACGGGGUACCAGGUGCCCUCUGUCCUUUGUGGAUGGAUGGUUUUGUUACCUAUGGGAAUUUUGGCAAAGAUAUUCUAGCAAGGACAAGUUUCUCAAAUCUUCCUUUAGAGUGUUACAUUUAUGAGAUAAUGUUCUAUAUGUCCAGUUGGAUUAUGAUGAUACUUGAAAGUUACCUUCCACCACUAUUAUUAGAAAAUAUAAGGUUGCACGCCCUGGAUAACUCAUUGUUAAGUUUUUUGGUUAUGCCCCCACCUUGGCGGAGAACUUUUGGGACCAAACAUAUUUAAAUUUGGAAUAAAUUUUCCAUUGAAAACAGGCAAACAAACCAACCUAUUGUUUUCACAGUGAAUACUUCUAACAUAAAUUACCAAGAGCAGUGUGUAUAUAUUUGGCAUAGUCAGAAAAAAAAGAUAUGUUGAAUAUUAGUUUAAAAUUAUGAAAAAUGCCAGUAGAAGGUCUAGUUUAUUCUUAAAAACUCAACUUUUUCACUUAUGUGGCUUUAAAACGGGGCUAUUUUGGUAUUUAUAUAAUGUAUUGCUUAUUUUUCAUGUUAAUAUAUGUAGAUGGAUUCAAGAUUUUUUAGAAUAAUGUCUAUAAUGAAUAUUAAAAAUAAUAUUUUUAAAAACUUACCUUAGAAUUAUAUCCACAUGUAAUUUUAUAGAGAAGGUAAAAUAGCUAUUAAUACUACUGUCCAUUAGGCCUAAGUAUUGUGAUGUUCACAUGCAUAUACAAAUUAAGAUAAUUAGAAACUAUGACUUCCCCUAGCAAAGCCGUCUAAGUUUAUAGUUUAUAGUUUAGACAAGACAGGCUGCUCAUCUCUGCUUUUUAUGGUCAGAGGAACACUAGCUCACAGUCUUCUGGGCUGGGGCAUGCCCUGGCACCUGGUGCCUACGCCCUCAUCUGUCCUUCCACUAAGUCUAGAAGUUUCAAUAGCCCAAGGUGAGCUUGACGUAAAGCCUUCACUGCCAGUGGGAACAUCUUUGGCGUAACA
Pteronotus mesoamericanus is the source of this 2860-nucleotide messenger RNA. RefSeq names its product neutral cholesterol ester hydrolase 1 (gene NCEH1). The transcript has 5 exons. The record is from RefSeq and is a predicted model, not a curated record. Gene Ontology annotation, molecular function: lipase activity; carboxylic ester hydrolase activity. Gene Ontology annotation, cellular component: membrane. Lineage: Eukaryota; Metazoa; Chordata; Mammalia; Chiroptera; Mormoopidae. Bases 188 to 1414 code for a protein of 408 amino acids.